Bemisia tabaci is the source of this 6418-nucleotide messenger RNA. RefSeq names its product Major Facilitator Superfamily Transporter 17 (gene MFS17). Gene Ontology annotation, molecular function: transmembrane transporter activity. Gene Ontology annotation, cellular component: membrane. NCBI's taxonomy places the organism in Eukaryota, Metazoa, Arthropoda, Insecta, Hemiptera, Aleyrodidae. Gene Ontology annotation, biological process: monoatomic anion transport; transmembrane transport. The record is from RefSeq and is a predicted model, not a curated record.
UCGCGGCGUGAUGACGUCACCGGGCCGCGGCGCGGCGGCCGUGCCGGCCACUCAGUCAUGGUGACCAGUUAGCGCGUGGUGUCGCCGUGUUUUUCGCCCCCGGGGACCAUCGUCAGGAUGCCGAACGCCGACCUGGAGCUCGACCAGAUCGCCGCCCCGGACAUGACCUAAACCCGUGUGAAGGUGUGAAGCGGGGUUUGGCGAUCCAGGAGGAAGCAUGGCGACUCCGGUAGCGACGGACAACUCGUCGGUGCCCUCGCUCCAGCUCCAACCGAAAUUCUGCUUUCGCAGCCUCCAAGAUAUGGUGCCAGCGCGGGUGGUGCUGUACAUGCUGUCUUUCUCGGGGUUUCUGGUGAGUUUCAUGAUGCGCACGGACAUCAACAUAGCCAUCGUGGCCAUGGUGAAGCUCCCCUCGACGCCAACCAACAGCACCGAGGCCCAGGAGAAGUACUGCUUCGUCCCGCCCACCUCCAACGUAUCCGAACAACCGGACGUCAACAUCACCUCCUUAUCGGAGGAGGGUGAGUUCGACUGGAAUCCAACAACGCAAUCGGCCAUCCUCGGGUCAUUCUACUGGUGCUACAUCUUGUCGCAGAUAAUCGGUGGUGUUCUGACGCAACAGUUCGGCACUAAAACCGUGUUCGGGUUCUCGCAGUUGGUCACAGCUGUCUGCUCCUUGCUCAUCCCACAAGCUGCUGUCUUUCAUUACUCCGCGCUCAUAGUCUUGCGCUCAAUACAAGGCUUUGCCUCGGGUUUAACGUGGCCUGCAAUGUACGCUUUAGUUGGCCACUGGAUUCCGUCCAAUGAGAGAAGCAGAUUUAUGUCAUCAUUCCAAGGUUUUAGUUUCGGGAUUGGGCUGACGUACCCGCUGUGUGGCUUCCUGAUCGCGCAUUAUGGUUGGCGCAUUGUUUUCUACACGACUGGCUCAAUUGGACUUAGUUGGUGUGUAGUCUGGUGGCUUCUGGCGUUCGACUUGCCGCGCAAACAUCCUCGCAUCACCCGAUCUGAGUUGGCGUACAUUCAGAGGACUAUCGGCAACACUGUCAUUGGUAGAAAGGAAAUGAAAGUUCCAUGGAUGUCCAUUUUAACAUCUCCGCCCGCCUGGGCCAUUGGUGUCACUACUUUUGGCAGAAUUUGGGUUCAUUAUGUUUUCAUCAUUUGUGGACCAUUGUAUAUGAAGACUGUUCUGGGCUUCAGUAUACAAAAGAAUGGUCUAUUAAGUGGAGUCCCCUUUUUGUGCAGUUACUUAUCAUCAGUCAUAUUUUGUUACCUAGCAGAUUACCUUGUCGUUCAUGAGAUAUUAUCCUUAACCAAUGUGCGCAAAUUGUUCACCGCUGUGUCUCAAAUCAUUCCAGGCCUCUUGUUACUUGCAAUCGGUUACCUGGGUUGUGAAAUCAAUUUGGUUCUUGUCACUUGGUUCAUAGCUGUUACUCUAAUCACUGCAGCUUACGCCGGAGCAAUGGCAAACGUCGUCGAUAUCGCUCCUAACCUAGCGGGUCCAAUUCUCGCAUUUGCACAAACAAUACAUAUGUCUGCCAGCUUCUUAUCACCUUUGGCUGCUGGUUUUAUUUUAGAAGAAGAUACAAGUUUGGUUGCUUGGCGCAAAGUAUUUGGAACGGCUGCCGUAGUUGCAAUUGGAACGUACUCAAUGUUCCAGUUGUGCGGAACAGCUGAAGUACAAAGCUGGAACUACCCAGAUGGUAAAAUCCCAGCCAAGACUGCACCGGAAGAUCUUCACCCCCUCAGUGCCAAACCCCUAGAAAAAAAUAAUUGUGAAAGUGCCGUAGAGAGUUGAGCAACGUCUCGGUAAAGUCUGUUUGAGUUACUUUUCAUUCCCUUUAUUUUGUUACCUAUUAUUUUUUCUUCAUUGCUAAGGAUGUAAUCUCUAUUUAAGACUUAUUUUUGUACUCUAGUUGAAUUUAGUCAAGUAUAGUCAUUAUAUUUUCUACCUUAUGAAUUUGUUAAUAUUUUAUUUUGAUUGGAGUUUAAGAGUAGAUAAAAUUAUUUAUAUUAGGUCAAUUUCUGAUCAUUUGUAGCAAUUUUGACAACUGAAACAUCUACAAAUUAGAUAAGAUUGUAUGAUCAUCUAAAAGAGUGUAAACACAAGUUGGACGAAUUCAACCGGAAUCGGCUGAACCAUAUUUCACAUUGCCUAAUUUUCUCUCAUGUUUUAUUUUUUUUACAGAAAACAUAACACCUAAACGCCAUUAAAAUUUGUGUGAAUGACCCUAGAUUAUGGAGAUUAUACUUGCAAAAUUUCAGUUUUUUCUGGUUUUCUGUUCAAUAGAUAAAAAAUCAGAGAAAAUCAGACCUCUGUUAUAGUUAGACUGAUUUCGGUAAAAUCGUCCAGUUAAUUGACUGAAAAACGGCUGAUAUCUAAAAGGACCAACAUUUUUUCAAAGAUCAAAAUUCUUGAUUGUUUCAUUAUCUCAAAGAGAAAGAUAUGCUAAUGAAAUUGAAUUUUUGUGAGCCUCAAAAUGAUAAUGAUUAUAAGCUUUCAAGUUUUUAUUGGGAGAAAAGUCGUUUCAAAUUGACAAAGUUGUUGGUCAAAAAAUACAGUAAGCCAUCAACCGGCGUGUCAUACGCUGAGACGGACAUUUUGCUCUUACAACUUCUAAAAAUCAAAAAGAACAAAAGUUGUACAUUUUUUCUAACUCUUUCAAUGACAGUCAACUCAAACAAGUAAAGUGCUCAACCAUAUUAAUAUAUAUUUUAAGUUCUUUUCAGUGCAAAGACUUUUUAAUUACAAAGUCAGCGCAUCUUACUGUAUAAAUUUAAACACCCUCUACCGAAGAAUCAAACCAUUUCCAUAUCACCAGACUUUUUUCAGUGAGAUAUAAGUAAGUAAGACAGUGAAACUGCAAAAAUGUAUAGCAAAGUUUUCAAAUCUCCAUUUUAUUUUUCAAUAGGCAACGUAACCAACCUUUUGACUUGAAAUUCUCACAGAAUACCCUUCACAUAGAAUUAAGAAAAGGUGUUCAGUAGCUCUCCAUGUAGAAAAUCAAGUAUGACGGAAAGGCCCCAACACCAUAAACAAAGAUAUGUAUUUCUGCAGUUUUAUUAUGGAUUUGCAGCUCACAAAACAAUUACAGUCACAGAGAUACAACACUCUAAUUGGCUCAGUUAAUCAGCCGACAUUUGCAUAGAAACAAUCAAAUCAGCAAUUUUGUAAAUUUUCAGUCGUUUUUGGCAAUAAUAUUUUACUCCAUUUUAAUGAUUCUUUGGUAUUAAAUUUUGAUUGUCGUUUCAUUAGUCUCAUACUAUAGUUGUGGUUCAAGUUACAAAAAUAUAUUGGAAGUAGGUACCUAUCUAAUCAGUUAAAUUUUCUAACUCUGCCUUGUAAUUUUUAGUCACAGUUUGAUAAGUUUCUUUCGCCAUCAUAGUGGUAGCAUUGGUCAGUCAUGUCCACAGUUUAAUUUCGGACGGAUAUUUGACUUUUACGUACCCUACUGCUCGAAAUUUGUGGAGAAGUCGUGUAUUUUUAAGAGACGAAUACCUCUUUUCGAAAAAGUGAAAUUAUUUCUUGAAGAAUAAAAAUUUGCUGGUUCAAAAUGUAAGUAACUGUAGAGAGGUCAAGUUAUCCUUGUCCUUAAAAUUCCAUUGGAAGCCUUAAAGAAGACUAUCCUCUUAUGAUGUUUGAGCAUUUCAGGAUGCGUCACAAGUAUGUAGACAAGUCUCAAGAAAAAAUGACACAGCAUUAAACAAGAAAGAACUUGGCAAUAAACUAAAUGGGGACCUUGAUUGGGUUGUCACAGAUCCACGUCAAGUUAUCAAUUGAAAUGUUGAAAUUUACUUUCUUGAGGAAGCUAUUAUUUUCCUGUAAAGCAGUGUAAAAGAUUAAGGUGCCUUUUUUUUAGAGCUAGUCGCAAAUUUUAGCAUACUGCUGAAUUCUUCUUGCCAAAAUUUUUAGAGGAAGAUGAAAUGUGAGGAUUCUUGGAUUGAAUUUUCUUCUUCAACAAUCUUCCCCCUUUUUCCGCCAUUAUUCCAACAAUUUACACUCAAGUUUUAAUUUAUUGUAAAGUGGAAUUCGUUUACAAAAAUCUUAAAAUUUUUGGAUGAAUGAUUUCAAAUUAGAUUGAUUUUGACAGAAACGCACCAAGUCACAACAAGUUUUAACGAGGGAAAGAGUCAUGAAGUUUUAUUUCUAACGCUUAGGACUAAGUCCAAUAGCUACUUUCACGUUCAAAAUAUGCUUUCUCGGUCAUACAUUUUUGACAGGAGAGAAUUUUUGACUAAUUGAAUGGGCCAUUAUUAGAACUGAUUUUUACGUAUUUUACAAUGGUGAAAUUUUUUUUCUUCAGAUUUAAGAUUUAGUACAGAUAUCAUGUGUUAGAAGAAGAAGGAAAUAUGAGGGAAACUAAACUAUAGUUAGUUCCCUAACAAGUGGGUUGAUUUUGAUGCCUAAUUCGUCAAUUAUGGUUUUUCCUAGAGCAGGAAGUUUCGAUUCACUAUUUAUGAUAGGAGUUUUAGAUGUUAAUUUCUCACUUAUAAGUCGACUUUGAAUGUUGCCAAUAUGUUCAAUGCGUUCUGCGUGAAAUUUUGAUAGAAUAAUUAUAUGCGGCUUGGCGCGUUUCUAUUCAUUUUGGUCUGAUUGACCUCUUUGCAGUCAACUUGUUUGUACAGUAAAUUUUCAUUAGAGUUAAAAGUUAGGAUUUUGUAUAUUCCUUUGAUGCCCUCUUAAGUUUUUAAGAAUAUUUUGGGAUGUUUCUUUCCAUCCUCCUCCAGAACACUGGUUUAAGUUUGAGUUGAAAUUUGUUUCAACAAAUUUGUAACUCAUAAAAUUUGCCUUAUAUAUAGUUACAUAGAAUGAAUCAACCCAAUUUUGUUUAAAUUUUUAAUCGUAAGUUUGUCAAGUUGAAAAGUAUGCCAUCUACAUAUUUUGGCAUCAAGUCCAUUUUUCUUUUUCUUUUGAAGCUCUUAAGACUUUAAAAUACUCUGAAGACUUGUAAUCUGUAACAAUUUGUAAAUAUUUUUUGAGUUAAAGAUGUAGAAAAAAUUGUAGAAAUGGACUCUUCAGUCAAAAUUUUUUUACUGUCAUCUUAUUUACUGAAACUCGUAGCCAUCAAGUGUACUCAUCAGACAUGUAUUCAUUAGUUGAGAAGGAUCUCUGUAUUUUUGACCUCAGCAAAGGUUAAAAUAUCAGAAGUUAUCAAUGUCCAGGGAAUUGCAUUUAGAGGCAAUUCAAUGAGCAUUUAUCUCAAGCAAUGCAUUUAAAAUCGUUGGAUUGCUUACAUUUGUACGAUAACGUUCUGUCUCAAAAAAUUAUUUAGAAGGAUGUCCUUAUAAAUGUCUUUCUAACUGGGGUAGUGCCGUUUUGGGGGGUUAGUGGGAGCAACUCAACACUGUCCGUUGUUCAGAAGGUCAUUUUUGAUCGAAAAUUGAUGCUUAUCAAUAACUAAUUAUCAAAACCCUAUGGAUUGCAAAAGAGCUAAAUGGGUCUUUUUACAAGGUAUAAACUAAAACACUACAGAACUCCUUAUACAUUUUAUGAGGAGGAUGAAUCACACGACAGAAAGCCUAGAAAUCAACUCUCAAAUAAGAUAUAAGUGUUCAGGUUAGGUUAACCAAUGUUAAUGAACAUUGGUGAAUAAGGAGAAUACUAAUGAUGCCAUUUGCAUGAUGUAACUUCCAUUUGAUCAAUGUUCAUUUUUGUAGAUGUACAAUUUUACUCACUUGGAAGUUGAAAUAGUUGUAUCCCGUGUUUUGCCUCAUCCAACUUUGCUACUCCGCGUUAAAGUCUCUGAGCGAAAAAGAGACCAUUUUCUCCUUCAUUGUUGUAGGUACACAAUUUUACUUGGAAAUCGAAAUGGUUGUAUCUCGUUUUUCGCCAUAUCGGACUUUUUUACUCUGCGUUAAAGUCUGAGUCUGUUGAUACUUAGUUGAGGAGUUGAUCUCGUAGCUUACCAUUGUGUGAAUUAUUUUUUACAUAUAUAAGAAUAUGAAGGUAAAAUAAGUUAUACUUUUUCCUAGUUAAAACCUUAUCUAGUAGCUCAUAGACAGUCAGUCAGUUUUCAAGCUCCUACAGAUGACUCAAAACUCAAUAACAUUUAAAAUCCACAAAACACUCAGAAAUUUUGAAUGUGUUACUUUUCUCAAUUCUCUCAUUUUGCAUGAGGAAAGAGGAAAUAGGUUUUGAAUUAUCCGAUUUUAUACUCCUGUUAAAAGUACAGAGAUUUUUCUUGAAAGAAAAUUUUUUAUGUGUUUCUUUAUUUAAAAUGUAAUUGUUUCCAAUCGUAUGAUUUUGUAUAAUAAAAUCAAUGCCCCAUGAAUUUGAGAAAGUAACUGUUGAACACCUCAGGAAAAAGACAAAAUGGCACUAAAUUUCAAUGCAAAUCAAUGAGUGAUGAAGAAAAAUUAGCAAAAGAAGAAAUGUAAGAAAAUAAAAGCAAAGAAAAUAAAUAAAUAUUAUGAGUAAGUA